CGUUUUACAACACUGCUCUCCACCUGCAGCUGAUGGUUGGGCUCGAACCAAAUAUUUUGAUUUAUCCGAAAAAUGGCUUUAUCCCGAGCUAAAACCGACGACCUGCCCAAAGAUGCCGUUGUCAUCACAGAGGAUCAGGCCCUGAAGUACCAAUGGAAGAUCAUAACUGCCUGGGACAAAAUUGGCGAUGUAUGGUCCCUGCGCUACGGUCCCGGAAUUCUUAGUGCCAUGGCCGCCGGAACGGGCGCCUACAUCAAUAACCACUAUCGCACCAAGCUGCGACUGGGAGGACAUGGUCGGUUGUCCAGCUACCUGCCCAUUGUCGCUGUUCCCGCCAUUUUCACCAUGCUGGCGCACAAAUUCUUCAUCCAGAGACCUAUUCUGCUGAAUCCACUGGGCGAGUGCCCGGUAUGCAUUCAGGUGCGCAGUGCCUUCUUUCAAACCAGCCUGGGCAUUGUGUAUCCCACGAUCUUGGCUCCAUUCGCCGCAUUUAUGUUUGCCACCAGAUGCUACACAUACCGCAUUCCCUCGAUCACGGAGAAUCCGCGCGAGGUGUUCCAGUUGUGGCGAAAGAUCACCCGGCCCAUUGUGCCCGCUUUGGGUACCAUCAUCUGCCUUCAGGCCCUAAUCACUAUGUUCCUCACCGGCCAGGAGGACAAGCAGAACUUCAAUCUGAUGCUGCGCAUGCGGGAGAUCGAGCACCAGCUGGAGGAGGAACACCUGCCUCAGCGAAUCGACUUUUAAUUGUUUUUAUCUUGUUAACUGGCUGAAAUAGAGACGCAUUUUUGGAUUACUUUAAA
Messenger RNA from Drosophila elegans, 800 nucleotides. RefSeq lists its product as uncharacterized. Gene Ontology annotation, biological process: mitochondrial respiratory chain complex I assembly. The record is from RefSeq and is a predicted model, not a curated record. The coding region runs from base 73 to 744 and encodes 223 amino acids. Gene Ontology annotation, cellular component: mitochondrion. NCBI's taxonomy places the organism in Eukaryota, Metazoa, Arthropoda, Insecta, Diptera, Drosophilidae. The transcript is spliced from 2 exons.